This is a messenger RNA of Acaulospora morrowiae, 606 nucleotides long. The record is from the annotation of a GenBank genome assembly. Lineage: Eukaryota; Fungi; Glomeromycota; Glomeromycetes; Diversisporales; Acaulosporaceae.
AUGGAAGAAAUUAUUAAAAAAGGACACCCAGUUAGAAUAUGCCCAGGCUGCCAGAAGACGACAAAGAAAGGAAAUGAAUUUGGAGAGAAAAAAUUAUGUGGAUUUUGUUAUUUUGGAGAGUCUUUUCUGAGAAAAAGUGGCAACCAGGAUAUUGAUGAUUUUCUAAGAAAAUUUGCAGAAUGGAAAAGGUAUCCUUUCUUGGAAUUUAUACCGUACGUGGAGUUUUCAAGUAUCGAAAAAAUUGGGCAUGGAGAGUUUAGCCAAGUUUAUAAGGCAACUUGGAAUAAAGGGCGUCUUCGCUUCUGGAAUAGAAAAGACGGAAAAUUUGCUCGAUUUCCACCGGAAACAGUAGCAUUAAAGGUUCUUGAUAGAUCUCAGAAAAUAAGCUCUGAAUUUUUGAAAGAGCAACAAUUCUUAAAUCGAAUUAGUAUGCCGACAAAAUAUAAAAGACGUUUUAUUGAUGUCUACGGAAUUUCGCGAGAUCCCGAGUCUAAUAAUUAUAUUUUUGUCACAAGUUAUGCGAACCAUGGCGAUUUAAAGAAAUACUUACAAACUGAUUUUAGUAUUCUAACUUGGCUGAAUAAGAGAAAACUUUUGGAAAAUAUC